UCUUCUGCUUCGAAUUUCCAAGGCAUAUGCAGUGUACGACACUGAAGUCAGUUACUGCCAGGGCCUUAGCUUUCUGGCAGCUUCCUUGCUACUUCAUAUGCCAGAGGAACAAGCAUUCUGUGUAUUACUAAAGUUGAUGUAUGAACUACGGUCUUCGAGAUCUCUACAAAGAUGGUUUUGAGUGUCUUUACUUGAGACUGUACCAACUAAACAGACUGAUGGAGGAGCAAGUGCCAACACUAUUACAGCAUUUCUCAGACAAGGGAGUGGAGACUCACAUGUUCGCCUCUCAAUGGUUUCUGACUCUCUUCACAGCCCGCUUCCCUCUAUACUUUGUAUAUCUCAUCCUUGAUGUGUUUCUGCUUCAAGGAACUGAAACUUUGUUUCAAGUUGCUCUAGCUCUUACUCAUU
Homalodisca vitripennis (glassy-winged sharpshooter) is the source of this 411-nucleotide messenger RNA. RefSeq names its product rab GTPase-activating protein 1-like. The transcript is spliced from 3 exons. NCBI's taxonomy places the organism in Eukaryota, Metazoa, Arthropoda, Insecta, Hemiptera, Cicadellidae. The record is from RefSeq and is a predicted model, not a curated record. The annotation marks the transcript as partial.